CGUCAACUCUAACUGUGUGACGGAGGUGACGAAUCUCUCAUCCCGACGACUACCCGCCACCACUUCUUUCUCAUAUUCCCCAAAUCCGAUUCAGAUUCUCCAUUUUUUUCUUCUCUUCUCUCCAUCAAAAUUUCACCUUCAACUCUGUCACAGUCUCUCUCCGCUCUUUCGCUUUACCGCUUUCAAUUCCAACAGAAUUCACCCUGGAAACAUCGCCCUUCCUGCUGAAUCGCCAUCCCCAUCAUCGCGAUAUGGUUUCCCCUGAAACCUCCAAUUGGCUCUUUGAUUAUGCGUUAAUGGAUGAUAUUCCUGUCUCCGAUGCCAAUUUCUCUGCACCCACUACCGGUUUCUCCUGGUCUAUCACUCCCCUCAACGGUUCCUCCAAUGUCAGCACGGAAAUUGAAGGAUCAUUGCUAGAAUCAGAUGGCAUGAAGGAGCCUGGUUCAAAGAAGAGGGUCAGAACUGAAUCAAGUUGUGCAUCUAGCUCGAAAGCCUGUAGGGAGAAGCUGCGGAGGGACAGACUAAAUGACAAGUUUCUGGAAUUGGGCACUAUUCUGGAGCCAGGAAGACCACCUAAGACCGACAAGGCUGCCAUUUUGAUCGAUGCUGUUCGGAUGGUCACUCAGUUACGUGGUGAAGCCCAGAUGUUGAAGGACUCAAAUACAAGUCUAUCAGAGAAGAUUAAAGAGUUGAAAGCUGAAAAGAAUGAGCUUCGUGAUGAGAAGCAGAGGUUAAAAAUGGAGAAAGAGAAGUUGGAGCAACAACUAAAAGCCAUGAAUUCACAGCCUGGCUUCUUGCCUCCAGCAAUCCCUGCGACUUUUGCUGCUCAAGGCCAAGCACCUGGAAACAAGUUGGUUCCUUUCAUCGGCUACCCCGGAGUUGCCAUGUGGCAGUUCAUGCCACCUGCAGCAGUCGACACCUCGCAAGAUCACGUACUCCGACCUCCUGUUGCUUAAUUAGGCAGCCAGGCAACAGCGUGGACGGGGGUGGUUUGGGAUUGCAUAUUUUGACCCAAACAUUUGUGUACUAAUUAUACCAUUGUUCUUGACACUUAUUUCAGAACCUUGUUUAACUGGAUGAUUUGGUGGAUAUAUCUUGACUGUAUUUGCAACUUUUAGACUUUUUAUGAAAUCAGUGCUGGUUUUUACAUGUAAAAAUGUGAAUAAGUUAAUCCAGCAUGUGAAUGUUCAUAUGACUAGGCAUAACAAUAUGAUGUUUGCCUCCAAUACUGCUAGAGAGACUGAAUUUUCUUGACUGGCUAGUGAACUGUACAUAUCAAUUGCAGCCAGUCAAUGGGAAUAUUUUUUUCCCUUUUUUAAUCAUAUCUGAAAAAUCAUCUGCUGCC
Messenger RNA from Benincasa hispida (wax gourd), 1345 nucleotides. RefSeq names its product basic helix-loop-helix (bHLH) DNA-binding superfamily protein (gene ILR3). The record is from RefSeq and is a predicted model, not a curated record. Gene Ontology annotation, biological process: regulation of DNA-templated transcription; intracellular iron ion homeostasis. NCBI's taxonomy places the organism in Eukaryota, Viridiplantae, Streptophyta, Magnoliopsida, Cucurbitales, Cucurbitaceae. Gene Ontology annotation, molecular function: protein dimerization activity; DNA-binding transcription factor activity.